GUUAUAUUAGCAUUUGUUAAUUUCUUUGUGAACGCGCGUGUUGUGUGCGUCUAUUGGAGAGUGCCGGCAUUUUGAUAAUAAAUUUGUUGAAUAUUAUUAAAAAAUUGUUUAAACUUUAUUAAUUUCAAAACAUAAUUACUAACUUAAGCAGCACUAAAAUGUUUUGGGGUCUAAAUUUAAAACCUAACAGAAAAUACACCCAAACCACUACCAAGUCGUUUCAUAUAUCCCAAGCAGCUCUGGAUAUAGAGUCCGCACAAGACGAUACGAAUAAAAUCUACAUUGGUUCUGAAAACCAAAAGUUUCUGAUAUGCACUUUGCGUAAGGGGAAGUGCGAGCAAGUUAUGCUCGAUUUGAACUUUAUGGAAGGGGAUACUAUCUGCUUCCAAAGCGUAGGUAGCGGCAAUGUAAGCUUGGCUGGUUACUUGAUUGAGAACACGGAAACUGAUGAUGAUGAAGAUCCCGAUUUCGAUAUAAAUGAUUUGCGCGAAAAGCUUACUAAAUCUGCUAAAAAGGGAAAAUCUGUUGAAGGUAAAGCUGAUGCUGAUGCUGAUAGUGAUGAAGAGGAAAGCGAUGAUGAUAACGAUGAAGACGGUGUAAGUGAUGGGCUGGGCGAGGAAGAUGAUAGUGAAGAAGAAGAUGAUGACGAAGAUGAUGAUGAAGAUGAGGAUGAAGAAGACGAGGAAGAUGAUGAUGAGGAUGAAGAGAUGGAAGAGCAACCGAAAGCUAAACAACCUAAACUAGAAAAAAAAGUAGAAAAGAAGCCUCAACAAAAUGGCGUUGCAGGUAAAGCAUCAAAACACGAAAAGAAAGACAAAACAAAACCAAAACAACAACAACAACCACAGCAAAAACAGAAGGAAACUGGUAGUGAACGUGCAUUAACUGGUGGAGUAAAAGUACAAGAUUUGCGUGUGGGUGCAGGAGCAGAAGCAGUUCGUGGUAAACGCGCCAAUGUACUCUAUGAAGGUCGUUUGAAGUCUGACAAUCGUGUAUUUGAUUCUAAUAAAUCUGGCGGAGGUUUCAAAUUUAACAUAGGAAAGGGAGAAGUUAUUAAAGGCUGGGAAGUUGGAGUAGUUGGCAUGAAGGUAGGAGGUAAACGUCGUAUUACAUGUCCACCACAUAUGGCGUAUGGUAGCCGUGGUCAUCCACCAACUAUUCCACCUAACAGCACUCUUGUAUUCGAAGUUGAACUUAAAGGUGUAAAUUAAGUUAAUUGCUUUUCCUUUUUUUCUUUUUUUUUAUAUACAUUCAAAUUUUUAUAGUAUAAGUU
Teleopsis dalmanni is the source of this 1273-nucleotide messenger RNA. Its product is annotated as 39 kDa FK506-binding nuclear protein-like. The record is from RefSeq and is a predicted model, not a curated record. Gene Ontology annotation, cellular component: chromatin; nucleolus. Lineage: Eukaryota; Metazoa; Arthropoda; Insecta; Diptera; Diopsidae. Gene Ontology annotation, molecular function: macrolide binding; peptidyl-prolyl cis-trans isomerase activity. The transcript is spliced from 4 exons. Bases 159 to 1211 code for a protein of 350 amino acids.